AUGGCGAUGGCCCGUCCUCACCACAGGGCGUUGUCCACCGCAUCCUCAUCGCCCACCGAUCACCCGCCGCCCAACACCACAUCUUCAACAUCUACACACGUCCCCAUAGCUACGGCCGGAGCUUCACAUGGCAACUCCUCCAACCCCAACCACAAACGAGGCCAUAGCCACACCCACAACCUCAACCACCGCUCCAACCCGUCCUCCUCGUCUUCGUCCCCUGCGCCCGUCCACCCGUCUCUCCUCCAACCUCGAGUCGCCGUCGUCCUCAACGUCCCUCCUCCCUGGCACCCGUGGCUCUUUGCUCUCCGCCUCUGCUCUAUUCUCCCCGCGCUUUGGUGGGGUCUACCAUGCGCCCUGCAGCUUCUUCUACGACUUCUCCCUGGCCCCGAUCGAAUUCUUGUCGUGCGCCCGAAUCGAGCCUGCACAACCGCGCCCUGCAACGGCGGUGACGAUGCCGUUCCCUUCGCCCUGACAGAAGGCGCCCUGGCGACAAUAUGGUGCUUUGCCUGCGGAUAUCUCUCCUUCUUCUUUACCGACUGCCUCAUGUCACGAUGGCUCAUCCACUACACUCCCCAAGCGACCAUCGUCCGUCUGCUCACAAUCAACGCCGUCAAUGCGUAUCUGACCAUGACCGUGCUCUCGUGUGCCGGUGGCUUUGAAGACCCCCGGCUCAUGCUCCCGGGCUGGAUCGGCAUAGCAACCACGCUGACAGUGUGCUACCACAUCACGCACCAAAAGAUCAAUAUACGAAAGGAGACGUCAACGUCCAUCAAUGUCUUCUCGAUAGCAAGUUACAUUAGCAUGGUAACUCUGCUGGUACAUAUGCAUUCCUUUCAACUCGAUUAUCCUGCCAUGCCGUUCAUUGGACAUGCCAAAAGGUUAUGGAAUGAUGGAUAUGGUAUGCUGGUGCAAAUCAAGGGGUCUAUUGAACGAGCAGAGCUCUGA
Metarhizium robertsii ARSEF 23 is the source of this 948-nucleotide messenger RNA. RefSeq names its product N-glycosylation protein EOS1. Gene Ontology annotation, biological process: cellular response to oxidative stress; protein N-linked glycosylation. NCBI's taxonomy places the organism in Eukaryota, Fungi, Ascomycota, Sordariomycetes, Hypocreales, Clavicipitaceae. The transcript is spliced from 4 exons. The record is from RefSeq and is a predicted model, not a curated record. The coding region runs from base 1 to 948 and encodes 315 amino acids. Gene Ontology annotation, cellular component: endoplasmic reticulum membrane.